Fundulus heteroclitus (mummichog) is the source of this 1946-nucleotide messenger RNA. It is a transcript of the gene map2k1, whose product is annotated as mitogen-activated protein kinase kinase 1. The record is from RefSeq and is a predicted model, not a curated record. Gene Ontology annotation, biological process: protein phosphorylation. NCBI's taxonomy places the organism in Eukaryota, Metazoa, Chordata, Actinopteri, Cyprinodontiformes, Fundulidae. The transcript is spliced from 11 exons. Bases 222 to 1409 code for a protein of 395 amino acids. Gene Ontology annotation, molecular function: protein kinase activity; ATP binding.
UGUCCGGAAGACCACUGUAAAUAUUGUCGUGACGUUUAUCCACCUCCCAUCAGCUGCUGUGCCCCUGGAGCUUAAGACAGCAGUGUUUUUUUUCUCUCUCUCUCUCUCUCUUUCUCUCUCUCCACCUUUAGAUAUCCAGUUUGAUUCCGCAUUUUUUUUGUUUCUCCCAUUAUCGGCAUCUCUGUGUCUGUAUUCCGUCCCGCUUCCUUCUUGUAGGUAGCAUGCAGAAAAGAAAGAAGCCAGAGCCGAUCCAGCUCAACCCGAUUCCUGAUGGCAACACUAUCAACGGAACAGGGGCCUCAGAAACAAACUUGGAGGCUUUGCAGAAAAAGCUGGAGGAGCUGGAGUUGGACGAGCAGCAGCGAAAACGCUUGGAGGCCUUCCUGACACAAAAGCAGAAAGUGGGGGAGCUGAAGGACGAUGACUUUGAGAAGAUCUGCGAGCUUGGCGCCGGCAACGGAGGCGUCGUUUUUAAAGUCUCCCACCGGCCUUCUGGUCUGAUCAUGGCCAGGAAGCUGAUCCACCUGGAGAUUAAGCCAGCCAUCAGGAACCAGAUCAUCCGGGAGCUCCAGGUGCUACACGAGUGUAACUCUCCAUACAUAGUGGGAUUCUAUGGUGCUUUUUACAGCGAUGGAGAGAUCAGCAUCUGCAUGGAGCACAUGGACGGUGGAUCUCUGGACCAGUCACUGAAGAAAGCGGGCAAAAUCCCAGAGGAGAUUCUUGGCAAAGUCAGCAUUGCUGUCAUUAAAGGCCUUUCCUACCUGCGUGAGAAGCACAAGAUCAUGCACAGAGAUGUCAAGCCUUCUAACAUCCUGGUGAAUUCCCGCGGGGAGAUCAAGCUGUGUGACUUUGGAGUGAGCGGACAGCUCAUAGACUCCAUGGCAAACUCCUUUGUGGGCACUCGCUCUUACAUGUCGCCAGAGCGUCUGCAGGGCACACACUAUUCUGUUCAGUCAGACAUCUGGAGCAUGGGUCUGUCUCUGGUUGAAAUGGCCAUCGGGCGCUUCCCUAUCCCUCCCCCUGAUUCCAAGGAACUGGAGCAGAUCUUCGGAUUCCCAGUGGGAGGGGAGGCAGCCUCCAGCGAGUCCUCUCCAAAACCAUGCCCCCCUGGGCGUAUGGGCAGCUCCUAUGGCUCCAACAGCAGACCACCUAUGGCUAUAUUUGAGCUGCUCGACUAUAUAGUGAAUGAGCCUCCACCAAAGCUCCCAGGGAUAUUCAGCACAGAAUUCCAGGACUUUGUGAAUAAAUGCCUGAUUAAGAAUCCUGCAGAGAGAGCAGACUUAAAGCAGUUGAUGGUGCAUCCUUUUAUCAAGCAAUCUGAGGCUGAGGAGGUGGACUUUGCCGGCUGGCUUUGCAGCACCAUUGGACUCAGUCAACCUGCAACACCGACCCAUGGCACCAGCAUGUGAGACUGUCCACUGCAAAGCCAAGACUAUAAGACCUUCGAUUGCUUUUUAUUAUUGCUAAGUGUUUCCAAAGUAAGCAACGGGUCAAGUAAUAACCUUUCAGGCGCAUCUCAAUAAAUUCAAAAAUUAUGAAAAUGUUUAUUUUGGUGAUUUAAAUCAGAAAAGCAAUGGAAAUGAAACCCAAUAAGACUCAUUACACACAGAGGAAUGUAUUUCGUUCCAUCAGAUUGACUCGUGACACGUCAAUCAAGGUCGCAGCCUUGCAGCUCAGAGGCUCAGGCGCGAACGUCACCCAUGACGCAGACAGAGGAGUCAGACAGAGAUGAAAAAACGGGAGAGAACCGUGGUUGACGGUGUCGAUGCUGUGCUGAGGUCCAGUAACACCAGCACUGUGGUUCUUCCAGAUGUAAGUGAACACCUCAGUACCGCGGUGAGGAUGGGAACCUGACUGGAAGACGUCAAAGCGGCUGUUUGUUUAGGAACCUGCGCAACGUGUUCAAUAACCUUACUGAUGAAUGGAAAAAUUUAAAUGGCUUCGUA